AAUUUGUCAAAUGAGAAUCCAAAUAAUUUUCUGUUACACUAAAAAUGUUGAAUAAAUAUAAUUUUUCUUUGAAAAAAUCACCUAUUACUAGUAUUUUAAUCUCAAGUUUAAAAUUAAUUACAUUUAAAAAAAUUUUUUUUGUCUUAGAAAAGAGAGGGGUAAUUAAUUUGUUUUCCCUGAGCAUAUUCUAGAUUGUAACAGAUAACAUAGGAAAUUUUAAGAAACAUUUUGAGAAUUGUCUUUGUGACAGUUGAGAGAAAGCACUCUAGUGCCCUCAGAUGGACCAUGGUCGUUUUGACUAGAUUGGAUUAAUUGUAAGAAUAUCCCUUGGUGUAAAUUAUCUUUGUGAGCACAUAGUUUAGUUAUGAAUAUCUGGCUGUGAUUCCAGAAAGAUUUAGGAAUGCACAACUAGUGUGAAUUAAACAAAAUUGAUGUGGGUUGGAACACUAGCACCUCCGGAGUGAUAGGGAUCAAGCUCCAGGCUUUGCAUAUGCUAGGGGAGCUCUGAACCACUAAACUAUAUACCCUUAGGCCUAGGACCUGGACCUAGAUUACAUCUUAAAGUUUGAAGUUUAGAAGGUUGUUCUAAGGGUACCAUGCUUUUAAAAAUUGUUUUUAUGGGAGCACAAACCACUUCUGAAUGGUUAAAAUGAACCAGGAAUGAUAGUGUAUCUUCAACUGUGCCUUGGAAACCAACCUGUAGACCCAGAGUGUAGAUCAUAGAAAUAAAAUUGUAUGGUAUCAUCCAUGUUGGUAGGUAGCUUUGAGCAGACAAGUUUCCUACAGCUGGGGAUGUAUCUUAGUGGUGGAGCGCUUUCCUAGCAUGUGCAAUGACCUGAAAAAUCCAAUCUUUAGUACCACAACCCUUCAUCCUAACUUCUCUGAGUGACAAAAGGCACCCUAAUGGCUCUAUAUCCUAUUAGGAAUGUCGGCCAAUGUUCCUGGAAUAGUAUAGAUCAUUAUUCUUGUGUGUGGGGCUCUCCUCUGAUCCUACCUAGCAUUUGGCUGUGGAGACAAAGAGCAUCAGGAGUGUCCCACACACAGCUACAUAGUUAAUUUGAGGCUACCCUUGGCAGCAUGAGACACCAUAUCAAAAGCCAAAUCAACAAAACACCAAAAACAUACAUAAAAAUUUUUAGAUAAUUUUAGCUAUUUGGAAUAGUAAUAUUACUUAGCUAUAGGAUACUUCCUCAGUUAAUAAUACAGGAUGCUAAUCUUAACUGCUAACCAGUUAUGUAGUGUAUGAUAACAAAAGGUUGAAAGAAUAGUCAUUUUAGGUAAUAACCUUGGAAAAUACAGUUCAGAAAGUAAUUUACCCAUUCCUAAUACAAUUUUAGAAAUAUAUAACUGAUACAUCUACAUCUGGUUAGAACACUACUACAAAAUUAUUGAAUCAAAGAUUUCAAGUAGUGUUUUUUUCUCCCCUGUGGGUCUAUCUUCAUUGUAAAAUCACCUUUAUUGUAACUUGUGUUUCUUCACUUGCCAUCAACACACAUAUUCACUUAAUUUUCUUCUUAUCUUAAUGAAUUAUACCUUUGGUUAGUUGUAAGCAAUUCUUUUAUUAUACUUGGCUCAUUUCAUUUUAAGCAAAAGAGGUAUGUAUAGCCUUUAAUGUACAAGCAUACAUUUUAAAAAAUAUUAUAAUGAGAUAUUUCUUAGUCUAGAGCAUGUACAUAUAAGGCCAAAUAGUUUUCAUGUGUAAUCAUUUGAUUUUUGUCAGUGUUCAGGCAUCUCCAAAACAUUGAAAAACUCUUGUUAGCACUUGAAUAGUGAACCAGUUAAAGUUUCCCCCUCAUUUUGUAUUUGAAUUCUAAAUAAUAUUUCUAUCUACAGAGCAGCCCAGAAAACAAUAAAAAUCUCACCUCAUAGAACCCUGUUAUCUUGGAAUUUCUGCAGUUGUUUAGCACUCCUCAAGUAAGCCUUUGUUUUUUAGACUAUUUCAGGUAAAAAAAAAAAAAAAAAAAGAAACAGAAGACAAAUUAUUUUUUGUGUAUGUGUAAGCACUGUAAGUGGCAAGUAUGUUUUUAGUUAAAGUAGGAUGUCAGCUAAAGAUAAAAUGUGUUCAGAAUAGGUACUUCAAAAGCAAGUAGAUCUUAGGGUCAUGCUCAGGUUCAUUGAAUCAGGUUCAGUACCGUGCUUCUUACAGUGAGACUUAAAGUUGCUAAGGGUUCAGAUGAGCAGUGGGCUGAGCACUUACAUAGGCAGAUGGCUUAACUACUAAAUGAAGGUUGGUGAGUGUGGUAAGACUAGAAAAAAAUGAGAUAGUUGCUUCUUUUUUUUUUUUUUUUUUUGGGGGUUCUUUUUUUCGGAGAGAUGGUUGCUUCUUAAUGAGCUUCCAGCUGGGCAUGGUGACCCACACUUGUAAUCCCAUUGAGAGGCUUAAGCAGGAAUAUCUAGAAUUCCAGACUGGGCUACAGAGUUAAGAGCCUGUCUCAAACAAAAAAUGAAAUUGCAAACAUGGAAGGAUUACUUUUGUAAUCCUAGCAUUCUACCAUUUGGGAGGCUGAAGCAGGAAGAUGAUGAGUUUUGAGGUCAGCAUAGGUUUUAAAGGAAAAAAAAAAGAUUUGUGAAGCAGUUCAGAGCUGCUACUUUUGAGGAAAUAUAAACAGGACUAUCCACCCUAAUCAGUCUUUGAAGAAAUUGUAUACUAAGAAGACGAAAGAAGUUGGAUCAUCUUAUUGGAAAAAAAAUGAGGGAGUGAAACAGGGUAAGUUUCUGAGAAUAAUCUUAACAGCUUUAGCACCUAGAGAAAAACCAAUCUGUUCCUUUUUGGGUAUGUGUGAGUGUGGGUCUAUGCAUGCAGGUAUGUAUAUGUUAGAGGUAAAUGAACAGUUUCUGGUAUUGUCCCACUGACCAGUGGCCUGGGAUCUGUGUCUGUCUAUGCAGGCUAGCAUUACAAGUGUGUACCACUGUAAAUAACUUUUUUUUCCACAUGGGUUCUAGGGAUCAAACUUGGGUACAAGCAAAGCAUUUUAGCAAUGAAGUUAAUUGCUCCAGCUGUUUGUUUUAUGCUUGUCUUGGAACUCCUGACUCAAGCAAUUCCUAACCUUAGCUUCCCAAGUUGCUGGGACCAUAGGCAUGCACCAUUGUUCUACUCCUGUUCUUUUGGGUUUAAAUGAUCAUUUACUAGCAGCUGCUUAGGUAGAAAUGGAAAGGCAAGACUAAAAUAUAAAAUAGAUUUAUCAAUUUUGUACGCUUAUUGAGGACAUAGAGGAAAGUAGUUUUUAAAGAAUUAAAAUUUAUGAGGCUGUAGAGAUGGCUCAGUGGUUAAGAGCACUGUCUGCUCUUCCAGAGGACCUGAGUUUAAUUCCCAACAACUGCAUGGUGGCUCAUGAACAUCUGUUAUUGGAUCCGAUGCCCUCUUCUGGUGUGUCUGAAGACAGCUACAGUGUAUUCAUAUAUAAAGUUUAUAUCAUGUUUUUGUUUUAGCUGAAUAACUUAACAGAAAGUAAUUUCAAUUGAAUGUCAUAUCUUGUUUCUUAACAUUAGCCAGAGAAAGAACUUAUUUUUUUUGUAGAAAACACUUUAUUGACCCAUAUGUUUUAAUUUAGUUGUGAACCAUGUACAACUGAUGUUUGACCUAUUUGACUCAACGUGAAAAGAAUUUAACCAGCUGCCCUUGCUGACUCUUUUUAUCCUGUCUCAAGAAUAUGGUAAAUUGUUUGUUUUUAUUUUCUUGAGACCUCAGAUUUCUGUAGGCCUCAGUUUUAUAUUUUAAGAGUUAAAGUAUCCAAAGCUUUGCUUUUCAGUUAGGCAAGGUGGAUAUUUAUGGAAGAUACAUACCGUACCAGCUUUUGUGUUGUAUUCUGUUCUGCUGUUUAUAUAUUAUGCCCUUUGCAGUUAGUGCUUGAAGAUGUUUCAAAUAAAGGUUUAGUAGCUUUUAUAAAUUUAUUUUUAGAAAUAUCCCAGGAUGACCUUCAACUUCUGAUCUUCUUGACUUGGGAAUGCUAGAAUUAUAGGAUGGGCUAUCUCAUCUAAUUUGAUGUUUACUUGGUAUUAAACUGAGGGUUUCAUGCAUGCUGGACAAAACACUCUAUGAAUAAACACUCAUUUGGCCAGAUAUAAUGUCUCUAGAUGUAAUUCUGCCUAGGGAGUGGCUGAGGCAGGAGAGUUUCAGUGUUUGAGACCAGCUGGGCUAUAGAAUGAGAUUGUUUCAAACUCUAAACCUCACACCUCCCAAAUAGGAAAAUGUUUGUUGGCUACUGUUCUGUGUCACAGUGUGUCACAGACUAGCAACAGCUGCAUUCCUGUACUCAGUUAAAUGCUGAUUCUUGAGAUGUAUGCCAACAAUUAGAUUUAAGAAAGUCUUGUGGAUUCCUUCCUUCCUUCCUUCCUUCCUUCCUUCCUUCCUUCCUUCCUUCCUUCCUUCCUUCCUUUUUUUUUUCUCUCGGAGCUGGGGACCGAACCCAGGGCCUUGCGCCUUCCUUCCUUUUUAAAACAUUUUUAUUUUUAGUAUAGAGUAGAGUUUAUUUAGGGCAUGGGGAGGGAGGUUGUGGGGGUAGGAGGGGAGAGGGAGGGAGGGGAGGAGAGGAGAGGAGUGGAGGCAUUUAGGAGAGACAGGUUAUGUGUACUUGAAGAGAGGGGGAAGAGGGUAAAGGAACAGGAGCAAGAGGAGAAGAGAGCAAGAGCCUUUGUUUACUUGAGAUGUUGUUUUAGUUUUUUUGAGUGAUACUGGACCUUCUUAAGUAAACUAGGCUGUCCUGGAGCUGAGAGCCAGCUCUUCUGUCCUGAGUGCUGACAUUAAAAGCAUUCGGACCUUGCUUGGCUCUCAGUUUUGAUGCAUACUGACAUUUCAAGAAGCCCCGUUGUAGAUAAAUGUUUCCCACCCUUACUUUUGCUUGUUUGUUUGUUUGUUUCCUAGUAUUACUUUUUUUGAUUUUUUUCCAGACAGGGCUGUCCUGAAAUUUGCCCUGUAGACCAAAUUGGCCUUGAACUCCAAAGAUCCACCUUUUUCUGCUUCCUGAGUACUGGGGAUUAAAGGCAUGCACCACCAUUACCAAAAAUACUUAAUAUUUUUUGUCAACUAACUUUCUAAAUAUGUUUUGUCUGUGUAUGCACACAGGUUUUUGGUGGGGUGUUGCUGAGUAUUGGACCCAUGGUCUUCUACAAAACUAGGCAAGCACUGUACUACCUGUGCUAUAUUCCAGCACUUGGUAUUUUAUAAGGUUUCAGUAUAUAUACCAAGCUGGCCUUUAUCAUCCUCUGUAGCUCUAGGCAGACUUUGAAAUUGUGGUCCUGCUUCUUCAAGGAGUUGGCAUUACAGCUUGUGCUUAAAUUAAUUUUAAAAAGACACUUGUACUGCCAUAAAAAUAAAUACAAAUAGGACAUGUUAUAAUGAUACAACUAAUAGAACUAGACUCCUUUACUUUCCUUCCUUCCUUCCUUCCUUCCUUCCUUCCUUCCUUCCUUCCUUCCUUCCCUCUCUCUCUCUCUCUCUCUCUCUCUCUCUCUCUCUCUUUCUCUCUUUCUUUCUUUCUUUCUUUCUUGGCGAGACAGGAUGUCACAAUAUAACCCUUGCUAGCCUGGAACUCUGAAUGUAGGACAGGCUGGCCUCUACAGAGAUUGUCAAUUGCUGGGAAUCAAGGGGGUACACCACCAUGCCCAGCUUAGACCCUUGUCACUUAAAAUUCCAUAUGCUUAAAGUUAGAGUUUGUCAGGUCAAUAUUAAAAAGAUAAUAUUGCCAAGAAGAAACUUCUUUCCUGAGUUACUGUUUCUUACAGUGUAGUAAGUAUUUUGUUCAUGAAAUUGAAUGAUACCCCAAAUCAUCUUGUGUCAAUUCCAUGUUUUAGAAAAAUAUUGUUGUAGGUUUCCAUAUAAGAUGUAAAGUUACUUGCCAGUUUCUAUAUCCAGUGUGUAUCCAUUCCUAUGAAUAGAAAUGACUAAUUAGAAACAACAAAACUUGUGAAAUAGAGAGUUCUUGGUCAUUUCUUGGGAGAUCAUCUAGACCUGCAGAAUGAAAUUAGUUUCUCUUGGUUUCUCAUUUUUCCUUUGUUUUGGUUCAUGAGAGCUACUAGUUCUUCAGGUUGUCAAAAACACAGUGACAAUGUGAAAUGAGAAUGCAGCAGUAGAAACCCUGAGGAGAAACAUGAUUGUGAUUUAUGGAAUAGAGAGGGAUAUAUUUGCUAGGGAAGAGGUGUUUUAUAUUAGACUGUAAAUAGUAUGGGAAGUUGUAUCACAAUUUAAUUUGUAGUAUUAGAGGGAGUAGUGACUACAGUGGUGUUUUGUCUUUUUUUUUUUUUAAGUUUAUUUGUAUACGUGUGCCUACUUGUUUGUAUGUGCACCAUGAGUAUAGUGCCAGAAGAAGGCAGAAAGAGGCCCAUGGAAGUGAAGUCACAGGCAGUGGAUGACCAGCCUAAUGUAGAUGUCAAGAAUCAAGUCUAAGUCCUCUGUAGGAGCAUCCAAGUUCUUGUAACUGUUGAGCUAUCUUUCCAUUCCCCCCACAGUAGUAUUUUAAUUGAUUGUUGGUUGACAUACUUUAGGGCGUAAUUAAUUGAUAGCAGUUGAAUUUCAACUACUUUUGGUAUCCCCCAAUUCUCAUUCAUAUUCAUUCAUCCCCCCCCCCCCCCCAAUGGGGUCUCUCUAUAUAGUUCUGACUGCCCUGGAAAUCCCUAAAUAGAUGAUGCUUGACUCAUUCCCAAAGACCUGCCUGCCUCUACUUCCCAAGUUCUUAUUUUUCUUAGAAAUUUGGUGUGUAUUUGCUUUAUUUCUUUGUCUUGUCUGUUUUACCGAAGCUGGCCUUGUUUUUAGGUCAUCUCCUGCCUCUGCCUUCUGAGUGCUUGGAUCACAGUAUGAGCUACCAAUAAUCCCAGAGAGACAAAAAAACCUAAUGUGUAAAUAUUUACAAAAUAACACCUGUAAGUGACACAUUCUUUUUAGUACUGAUAGUUAUCUCAUUUUGAAAACAAAACACCUAUAUGAAUGAACAAGUAGUACCUUGUAUAUUUUGCUCAUAUUUUAAAGUGAAUGGUGGAGUCCCCAGAGGUAGCUCUAGUGAAUGUGAUCUGUGUUCAGUACUACAAUUUCUCUGCUGUGCUGUUUUGUAGCUUUAAGGCUUACAUAUCCUUCCUAAUGUGUGCUUUUUCGUUUUAUCUUGUCCUUAGGUUUCACUUGUUUUUUAGUACUCUCCUUUUUUUCUUUGUUGAUUUUUUGUUUGAGGAUGUUUUCCUUGAUGUUUAUAGUUAUUUUGAACAGUUGGGGACUUGCUUGUUUUAGGAGACAGGGUCUUACUAUGCUUGAAACAGCCUCAGGAAUGCUUGGAUUAGAGGUGAGCCCUACCACACACACCUCUUUGGGAGUCUUUUUUUUUUUUUUUUUUUUUUUUUUUUGGUUCUUUUUUUUUUUCCGGAGCUGGGGACCGAACCCAGGGCCUUGUGCUUCCUAGGUAAGCGCUCUACCACUGAGCUAAAUCCCCAGCCCCAUGGGAGUCUUUUUAAUGAAUAAUCAGCUAAUGUAUCAUCUUUGGUUCUUUUCACCUAUUUCUUAAUAUGGCCUUUAAUGAGGAUGAGGUGCUUGCUGCACAUCUGUAAUUCCAGCAGUUGAGAAGCUGAGGCAGAAAAAUCAUAAGUUUUAGCUAACUUAGUCUACAUAGUGAGAUACCCCAUCUCAAAAGAAAAAAACAAUUAAAAGAAUGAGGAAAAAAAACCAUGGCUUCUAUUGCUUCUAAUUUUGUAUGUAGAAAAAAACUCUGGAUAAAAGGCACCAAAUAACCAGAGUACAAGUGUUACUGUAUCAGAAUUGAACUGCAAUUCUGUGUCACAAUAAAGGUAAGCAGGCUAAUUUUUGACAUGCAUGUUAAAUUCUGCAUAACCUUAUUAAAUAUUUUGAGUCAAGGUCUCAUUCUAUAGCUCUCUUCAGUCUGGUCUAGAACUCACUAUGUAGUACCACUGGCUUCAAGCUUACUGGCAGUCCUGCCUUUGUCUCCCAGAUUCUGAGGCUGCAGGCAUGAGGCACCCUACCUAGUUUUGUAUUAACUUACUUUUCCAAUUCUAAGGCAAUACUUUAGGUUCUUGUAAUGUCUCUCUUUAAGUCUGAGAAGUAUGCUGAUGAAAAAACUCCUGAAGUAGUUGUCCACAAAAAAUGAAAUGGCACAAAUUUUUGCUAGACCCUUUGCUUUGGGUAAUGAGAGAAGACAAGGUUGGAGCAUAGCUUUGGGAUGUAGUUUCUGUUUUUAUAUUUUCAUCAUUGCUAUUCUGUUAGCAUCUUACAGUUGCCUUUUCUCCAGCUUAAUUUUUUUAAUAUAAUUUUGUUACAUAAGUGAUUUAGAUUUUAAAAGUUUGUAAAAUAUCAAUAGUAUUUGAUUAUAUCCAAUAGCACUGACAUUACUAGCUAGGUGUGGUGGUACAUGCUUGUAAUUCCAAUACUGGAGAAGUGAGGCAGGAGGAUUGUGAGUUCGAGAGUAAGCCAGGGUUGCAUAGUUAAACUGUGUUUCUAACCCCAUCUCCCCAAACCCCUUAUUUACCUUGUAAGUUUUUUUCUAUAUAAUAACCAUUGUUCUUUUUAAGCUUGUCAAGAGGAUUAUACUAGUAUGGACUUAUACUACUAGCUAUUAGUGAUUAGUAAAGUAUAGGACUAUAUUAACCAAAGGACUAUGAAGAAAUAGCCUUUUCUAAACUAUGUAGUAGUCUUAUGUUUACAUUUCCUGAAGAGAGAGAAAGCUCCUACUACUAUUCAGUGUGACUUUAUUCAUUCAGAAAGAAACAUCUUACAGAAGUACAAAUAUAUUAAGUUAUAUUAAGUAGUUUCAAAGCAUCUUUGAUUAUAUUAAAAUAUCAUUUUAUAAAAUAUACUUUAAAUUGCUUACAUAUACAGUAGGUCAAACUGUAUACACUUAUUUAGGUAGCAUGAAGAAAAAAAAUGAGUAUUUUAAAAAGUAACUACAAAAAUUGGGCAUGGUGAUACAUACCUGUAAUUCCAACAUUUGGCAGGUGAAAACAGGAAGAGCAGAAGUUCUGAAUUAUCCUUGUCUGCAUGAGUUUUAGGCUAUUCUGGUCUACAUAAGACUGUUUCCAAAAAAACCCAAAAAUAAAGUAAUUACGGCUGGAAGGAUGGCUCAGUGGUUAAGAGCAUUUGCUGUUCUUGUAGAGGACCCUAGUUCAGUUUCCAGCACUCACAGGACAUCUCACAACUGUCUAUAACUCCAGUUCCAGGGCAUUCUCUGCCUUCUUUUCACCUAGAGCACCAGGCACAAGUGUGAUAUACAUACAUACAUACAUACUACAUGCAUGCAGACGAAACUCAUACACAUAAAAGCAAAAGUAAUUAUAAGCUAUAUACCUAUAAUAUCAGCAUUUAGAGAGAGGCAGAAGGAUCAGGAGCUGCAGUUUGAGGCACUUAGCCAACUUCUGUCUCAAGCAAAAACUAGUUGCCAAAAAGAUAUAUAUAUAUAUAUAUAUAUAUAUGUAUAUAUAUAUAUAUAUAUAUAUAUUAGAUGAAUGUUGAAAAACAAAACAAAGAAAGAUAGGUGAGAUGGGUAAGGUGCAAGGAGAAUUAUAAGAAUGAUCAGAUUGACUCUAGUAUAGUUGUCCCCUUGGCUCAUGUGAAAACAUAGGUUUAAUUUUGCACUUCUUAAAUUAUCUCUUGCCCUUCAGUAGACUAGAAACUGUCCAUAGGUUUUUACGUAAUUCCUACAAUUAUGUGGAAGUGGAAUUUAUAUUGGAAGGCAGGGUAAUAAUGCUCCCUCUGUAUUUGGGGGAUUCAAGAGAGGUUAGGUGAAGAAGCUGCUACUGGUUUUUGUUCUUUUCUUUUCCAGCUCUAGCUUUACUGUCACUGCAGGGGUGUGGGUCUUAUUCAGAGGGAAGGGACCUUCUGUGUCCCCCAGGUCAACUGAGAUGUCCUAGAAAUAUCUACAGAUGGUGGUGGUGGACAUUUUGUCUGUCCACUAGAAAAUGUGGGAGAGCUUCCCUGUCCCCGCCUCUGCCUUCAUUUAUAGACAAGGAUACAUCUGUUGCUUUGUAUGUUGAUGCAUUUUCUGCUCACUCUUUGUUUUCCUGGUCGAGCUCUGAGCUAAAUCUGUACAAAGAAAUAUUGACUGCUUUUAUAAGUUGCUUGCCAUUAAUGCCUGAUGAUAUAUAUAGUAAGAUAGGAUUCUGCCUACCAUUAAAUAUGUCAAGUAUACAAACUUUAAGGUUUUUUGAAAUUAUAAUACUAAACUCAGUUCACUUUUGCUAACUUCACAGUUGUUGAUCACAUAGCAUGGUCAUCCACUCACAGCUUAAAAAAAUACAGGGAGCAUCGGAGAGAAUGGGUUCAAUGUAUCUAUGCCUGCCUACUUCAAUCUGCAAGGGAGUUUCAGAAAGGCCCCGCAUUCGCCGAGCCGAGAUACUACUCGUCAACGAAUCAAAUUCAGUGAUGAUAGAGUAUGCAAGAGCCAUCUUCUCAACUGUUGCCCCCAUGAUGUCCUUUCUGGAACAAGAAUGGAUCUUGGAGAAUGCUUGAAAGUACAUGACCUGGCUUUAAGAGCAGAUUAUGAAAUUGCAUCCAAAGAACAAGACUUUUUCUUUGAACUUGAUGCCAUGGAUCAUCUACAGUCAUUCAUUGCAGAUUGUGAUAGAAGAACAGAAGUGUCUAAGAAAAGAUUAGCAGAAACUCAAGAAGAGAUAAGUGCUGAAGUGGCAGCAAAGGCAGAGCGUGUUCAUGAGUUAAAUGAGGAAAUAGGCAAGUUGUUGGCCAAAGUGGAACAACUGGGAGCUGAAGGAAAUGUGGAAGAAUCUCAGAAAGUCAUGGAUGAAGUAGAGAAAGCACGGGCAAAGAAAAGAGAAGCAGAGGAAGUUUAUCGGAAUUCUAUGCCAGCUUCCAGCUUUCAACAGCAGAAACUUCGUGUCUGUGAAGUCUGUUCUGCAUAUUUAGGUCUUCAUGAUAAUGACCGACGACUUGCUGAUCAUUUUGGGGGUAAAUUGCAUCUGGGAUUUAUUGAAAUAAGAGAGAAGCUCGAAGAAUUAAAGAGAGUUGUAGCUGAGAAGCAGGAGAAGAGAAACCAGGAACGUCUGAAACGAAGAGAAGAGAGGGAGAGAGAAGAACGGGAGAAACUGAGGAGGUCCCGAUCACAUAGCAAGAAUCCCAAAAGAUCUAGAUCCAGAGAGCAUCGCAGACACCGAUCUCGCUCCAUGUCACGAGAACGCAAGAGGAGGACUCGAUCAAAAUCUCGUGAGAAACGCCAUCGCCACAGGUCCCGGUCCAGUAGCAGAAGCCGCAGCCGAAGCCACCAGAGAAGUCGGCACAGUUCAAGAGAUAGGAGCAGAGAGCGAUCCAAGAGGAGAUCCUCAAAAGAAAGAUUCAGAGAUCAAGACUUAGCAUCACGUGACAGAGACAGGAGUUCAAGAGACAGAUCACCCCGUGACCGAGAUCGAAAAGAUAAGAAGCGGUCCUAUGAGAGUGCUAAUGGCAGAUCAGAAGACAGGAGGAGCUCUGAAGAGCGUGAAGCAGGGGAGAUCUAACUAGCUGUGUACAUAUCUUCAAUCCUUAAACUUCCUAUGGCGCUACAUGCUAUUGUUUAGUUUACAGCUGUUCAGAUGACAGUGAACAGUUCUAGACACCAAUCCAGUCAGGCUAGAUGUCUAGUAUCCAAUGAUCUGAACUGAACCUGCUCUCCUUGAUGAAGCCUAAAACUACAUCCAUAGUUUUUUGUGAACCUGAACGUAACAGUUUAUAUUAUGAGACACUGUUGUCUAUUUCUUAGGAGCGAUAGUAAAUGAAUUGUGUUGAUGCCUUGCAGUUUUUGAACAUUUGUAAAAUACUGUUUUCCUUUCUAUUCCAAACAGCAGCAGCUUUAGGAAAUCCUUUUUCUUUAUAAUUCUUCCUUUGACUUUUGUAUCUCCUAAUACCUGUGCCUCCAACUAUAAAAGAGUAAAGGGAAGCAGUAUAACUUCUAAGGUUCUGUUCACAUUGGUUAUUAUUGGUUGAUUAGAGUUGAGCAUUUCUACUGGAUUGUGUGCUGGAGAAAUUUAAAUAUGGGGCUGUUUUGUUUGGGGCCUAUUAGAGUUGGAAGUUGAACAGUUGUUGGAUUACAUACUUUUGCUUUUAUAUUGAAAUUUUGAAAUCAGACUUGUCUUGAUUUUUGUUUUUGAUUUUUUUUGUUGUUUUUGGUUUUGGUUUUUUGUUCUAUUAAACUGCUGCGUUCAGUAUAUUGAGGGGGAUGGGGGCAGGGACUGUUUCAAAAGCACUUGUUUUGUGUGUGCAGGGGGUAUGUGUGCAUAGUUUAAAGACUAUACUCUUAAGUGUAAAAAAAAUAAAAUGAAAAGAAUCACCACCACUACUGUAACUUGUUCAGUAAGUUGUCACUAGAACUAUUUGCUGUGGGUAUUCUCUAUUUUGUAACAUCCUUAACAGUGCCUUUCUGUGUACAAGGCACCAAAGGAAGUAAACAUUUAAUUGUGGAUUCCAGAUGGACUGUUGCCCCACCAAAACCUCUUGCUGACUAUACUACACUACUUCAGAGCUGUGUUUAACAGCUUCUGUAAGGAAAGAUUGAACUUGUAGAAGCAGCUAAGAGUUGUUUGUUUGUAUUUUUUAAUUGACAAGCCUGAAUAAAAACAAUAUGUAACCAA
Molecule: messenger RNA, 12543 nt
Organism: Rattus norvegicus (Norway rat)
Lineage: Eukaryota; Metazoa; Chordata; Mammalia; Rodentia; Muridae
Source: RefSeq, a predicted model, not a curated record